AACUCAGCAUUGAUUGGUUCUCAGGGCUUCCGGUUCUUCACUGUCUCCCUUGGAUUGGCCAUAAGACAUUCUUCUAGGCACUGAGCCUGCGCGAGGCAGGAGCGAAAGGAGGGGGGCCUCCGAAAAGAUGGCGGCUGCUCCUGCCGGUGUGGGCCGCCUCGAGGAAGAGGCGCUGCGGCGGAAAGAACGGCUGAAGGCCCUUCGGGAGAAAACCGGGCGCAAGGACAGGGAAGAUGGGGAGCCACAGACCAAGCAGCUCAGAGAAGAGGAAGAGGAAGUUGGGAAGCACAGGGGACUCAGGCUCCGGAACUAUGUCCCAGAGGAUGAAGAUCUGAAGAGGAGGCGGGUCCCCCAGGCUAAACCAGUUGCAGUGGAGGAGAAGGUGAAGGAGCAGCUGGAGGCGGCCAAGCCGGAGCCUGUCAUUGAGGAAGUGGACCUGGCCAACCUGGCACCCCGGAAACCUGAUUGGGAUCUCAAGAGAGAUGUGGCCAAGAAGCUGGAGAAGCUAGAAAAGCGGACCCAGAGAGCCAUCGCAGAGCUGAUCCGUGAACGGCUAAAAGGCCAGGAGGACAGCUUGGCCUCCGCAGUGGACGCCACCACCGGACAAGAGGCUUGUGACUCUGACUGAGGUGUUCUCCAUGGGAAGAUAGUCUCCGGCAGGCGUGGGGUUAGGCUGGCCAGCACUUCUGGGUCUUGAGAACUGAGCCAACCUACUGAGUCUCAGCUUCUGUUGGAUGUGACCAGUUCAUCUCCCAAGGGUGCCCACCACCCUGGGUGGCUCAAAGCUGAGAUCUGUACAUAUGUAUGCAAACUGAACUUUUUUUCAACUUCUGGAAAUAAACCUCCAUUUAGUAGAG
Mastomys coucha (southern multimammate mouse) is the source of this 857-nucleotide messenger RNA. RefSeq names its product coiled-coil domain containing 12 (gene Ccdc12). Lineage: Eukaryota; Metazoa; Chordata; Mammalia; Rodentia; Muridae. Gene Ontology annotation, cellular component: post-mRNA release spliceosomal complex; U2-type spliceosomal complex. The record is from RefSeq and is a predicted model, not a curated record. The transcript is spliced from 7 exons. Bases 128 to 628 code for a protein of 166 amino acids.